UUCCUCUAUUCAUUUCACCUCUUAUUUGUGAACGUGGGGCUGACAUUACUCCGGUUUCACCUCGACUGAAAGAGACUUUAAAUAGACUUUUAAUCUUCAGAGUUCAGUGAAGCCGGAACAGCGAGAUGGAGGUGGAGGAGGUGGUGUGUUUACCAAGGCUGUCCCGGGUCGCUGUGUGCGGCGGUACCCACGGCAAUGAGCUGUCUGGGGUGUACUUGGUGAGAGAGCUGCUGAAGGCGGAGAAGGAAGUGAUGGAGAAGGAGGAGGAAGAGGAGGAAGAGCAUCCGUCGGUGUCGAUGGUGCUGUCGAACCCGCGCGCCGUGCAGCAGUGCCGCAGAUACGUCGACACCGACCUCAACCGCUGCUUCACUCGCGCCGACCUCAACGGUCCCACGUCAGGCCCCGUCCCCUACGAGAUGAUCAGAUCCCGGGAACUGAACGCCAAGCUGGGUCCCAAAGGGCGAUCUGGGGCGGUGGAUCUCGUGUGCGACCUCCACAACACCACUGCCAACAUGGGCCUGUGCCUCAUCGCGAACUCUGACUGCGACUGGAUCUGCCUGCACAUAUUCAGACACCUGCAGAGGCAGAUGCCGGAUAUACCAAUGAGGUACAUUCAUUUUGAACUCUCCAAAAAAGAAUCAUAUUCCCUUGAUUCUGUGGGAAAGCAUGGUUUUGCCAUGGAGAUCGGCCCCCAGCCCCACGGUGUGGUGAGGUCCAACGUCUACACGGCAAUGAAGGCUGGCGUGCAGCACAUGCUCGAUUGGGUUUGUUUCUUCAACUCAGGUACUCUUUUUGAAGGAGAAUCUGUGGAUGUGUUCACCAUGAUUCAACACAUCGACUACCCCAGAGACAUUGGGACCCGCAACAUCACAGCAGCCGUUCAUCCUCACCUCCAGGACCGAGAUUUCUGCCUGCUCCGCCCCGAGGACCCGCUGUUCCAGACGUUCUCAGGGGAAACUCUGAGGUACGAGGGAAAUGAACCUCUUUACCCGUUCUUCAUCAAUGAAGGUGCUUAUUACGAGAAGGGCAUCGCACUGUCACUGGCGAGAAAAAGGCGCGUGAUGAUUCCCGCCAUCCGGGUGCAGACAGAGCAGGAACGACAAGCUCACGUACGGGAAUUGGCUUCAGAGGAAGAGGAUGGACUUUGAAUUACCCGACAUGAUGAGACUCGUGUGACUGUGAAAUAAAUGUUACAAAAAGCUUU
Molecule: messenger RNA, 1204 nt
Organism: Pseudoliparis swirei
Lineage: Eukaryota; Metazoa; Chordata; Actinopteri; Perciformes; Liparidae
Product: N-acyl-aromatic-L-amino acid amidohydrolase (carboxylate-forming) B-like
Exons: 7
Coding region: 126-1148 (340 amino acids)
Molecular function (GO): aminoacylase activity; hydrolase activity, acting on ester bonds
Source: RefSeq, a predicted model, not a curated record